Molecule: messenger RNA, 2757 nt
Organism: Chionomys nivalis (European snow vole)
Lineage: Eukaryota; Metazoa; Chordata; Mammalia; Rodentia; Cricetidae
Gene: Mpp4
Product: MAGUK p55 scaffold protein 4
Exons: 22
Coding region: 81-2003 (640 amino acids)
Cellular component (GO): adherens junction; plasma membrane
Molecular function (GO): protein binding
Source: RefSeq, a predicted model, not a curated record
AGGUACCACCAGCAGCCGUUUAGCAGAAUCUUGGGUAGUCGGUUUCCAAGUGGUUGAUUCUCAGACACCUCAGGUUACACAUGCCAGCAGGGAGGAUGAGACAGUCAGACCGAGGAGCGGAGCUGGCCGACAAGGAGGGGACACUUUCCACAGUACCCAGCCCUGAGAAUGGCCUCUCUGGAAUCCUGAGGCUCCUCCUACAGGAGCUGAGUCUUUUCUACAGCCGAGAUGUGAAUGGCGUGUAUCUCUUGUAUGACCUCCUCCACUCGCCGUGGCUGCAGGCUCUGCUAAAGGUCUAUGACUGCCUUCAGAAGUUCAAAGAACGGAAACUGCUUCCCAUGACAACUCACGCACAGACCUUAUGCUGUGAGGUCUUGGAGCUACUACGCAAAGCCUCCAGUUCUCCUGAGAUCCAAGAGCUAAGACAAGUCCUCCAGGCUCCGCACUGCAAGGCUUUGCUCAGUGCCCAUGAUACAGUAGCUCAGAAGGACUUUGAGCCCCUUCUCCCCCCGCUGCCCGACAAUAUCCCUGACAGCGAAGAAGCCAUGAGGAUUGUUUGUUUGGUGAAAAACCAGCAGCCCCUGGGAGCUACCAUCAAGCGCCAUGAGCUAACGGGGGAUAUCCUGGUGGCCAGGGUCAUCCAUGGCGGGCUGGUGGAGAGGAGUGGGCUGCUGUACGCUGGGGACAAACUGGUGGAAGUUAAUGGUGUCUCCGUAGAGGGCCUGGACCCGGAGCAGGUGAUCCACAUCCUGGCAAUGUCUUGUGGUACGAUCAUGUUCAAGGUGGUGCCCGUGUCUGCCCCACCUGUGAGCAGCCAGAAGACGGUUCACGUGCGGGCCAUGAUUGAUUACUGGCCUCAGGAGGAUCCUGACAUCCCUUGCGCAGAUGCUGGGUUGCCUUUCCUGAAAGGAGACAUUCUACAGAUUGUGGACCAGAAUGAUGCCCUCUGGUGGCAGGCCCGGAAAAUCUCAGACCUUGCCAUCUGUGCCGGCCUAAUUCCUUCUAACCAACUCCUGAAGAGGAAGCAGCGGGAAUUCUGGUGGUCGCAGCCGUACCAGGCUCACACCUGCCUCAAGUCCACCCGACCAUUCUCUAUGGAAGAAGAGGAGAACAUGAGGAUUGACGAGACCUGUGUGGAAGCAGAUGAAGAAACCUUUGAAUCUGAGGAACUUGGAGAAGCUAAAGAGGAGUUUGUUGGCAAUGGACAGAAGUUCUUUAUUGCCGGUUUCCGCCGCAGCAUGCGCCUCUGCCGCAGGAAGUCGCACUUCAGCCGGCUGCACGCCAGCACCGGUUGUUCCUGCAGCAGCUACGGCGCACUGGGUGCCCCUUAUGAGGAGGUGGUGAGGUACCAGCGGCAGCCGGCAGACAAGCACCGCCUCAUUGUGCUCGUGGGACCUUCUGGAGUUGGAGUCAACGAGCUGAGGAGACAACUCAUCGGGCUUAAUCCCAGCUAUUUUCAAAGCGCUGUGCCGCAUACCACCCGUUCCCCAAAGAGUUACGAAAUGGACGGACGUGAGUAUCACUAUGUGUCAAGGGAAACUUUUGAAAGCCUCAUGUAUGGACACAGGAUGCUGGAGUAUGGUGAGUACAAAGGCCACCUGUACGGAACUAGCGUGAAUGCUGUACGUGCUGUCCUUGCUGAAGGAAAGAUCUGUGUCAUGGAUUUGGAGCCUCAGGACAUUCAGUUGGCUCGAACUCACGAACUGAAGCCCUAUGUCAUAUUUAUUAAGCCACCUAACAUGAGUUUCAUGAAGCAGUCUCGGAAAAAUGCUAAGAUUAUUACUGACUACUUUGUGGACGUGAAGUUCAAGGAUGAAGACCUACAAGAGAUGGAGGAUUUAGCCCAAAAAAUGGAGAGUCAGUUUGGCCAGUUUUUUGAUCACGUGAUUGUGAAUGACAACUUGCAAGAUGCAUGUGCCCAGCUGUUGUCUGCCGUACAGAAGGCUCAGGAAGAACUGCAGUGGGUGCCAGAGGAAUGGAUUUCUCCUGGCACUGAGUCUUAAUCACGUCCUAAAGAACCAGUUCAGCAGCUGCAAUUGGAAACAGCAGUGUCUGACCCACUAGAAACUGCAACUGUUGCCUUGUUGGAGGGGGGCCGCUUGUUCAUUUCCCCGCUGCUCGGCAGCUCAGACCCAAAAUAACCACACAGAAACCUUAUUAUUUAAAUCACAGCGUGGCCCAUUAGCUCUAGCUUCUUAUUGGCUAAGUCUUACAUCUAUAUUUAACCCAUUUCUAGUAAUCUGUGUAUCACCACAAUGCUGUGGCUUGCCGGGAAAGUUCCGAGGUCUGUCUUCGGCUGGGCUACAUGGCUUCUCCUCUCUGCUUCCUUUCUCCAAGCAUUCAGUUUCGUUUUCCCGGCCUAGCUGUUCCCUGUGCAGGCCCAAGACAGUUUCCUUAUUAACAAAUGGUAUUCACAGCAUACAGAGGGGAAUCCCACAUCACUGCCGCUUAUUGUAUGGCUAUAGAUAGCAUUGUAUAAUUACAUGGAGCUAUUCAUUUGGCUCAGUCAAGUUUUUCCAUCGUUUCCCCGUAUGAGCUGACGGUAGGAACAUGAAUAAUGUAAGUCUCUAAAUGUGACAACAUUCAUGUGAGAAUUACAGAUUUCAUAUGGUGUUUGUGAGGUUUAGUUUUUGAAAGUUUCCUCUAAAUAAAUCAGACAAUAGUUAAUGGCUGAAACUGUAUUUUACUUUUAAGAUAUUUUGUCUUCUGUUUGUUUUUUACAAAAGUGCUUAGUUGACCAACUCAGCAAGAAUGGCU